CCCAGGACCGCCUGGAUUACAAGGUCCCAAAGGAGCUCCAGGAGCUCCUGGAAUUGGCCCCCCCGGAGCGAUGGGCCCCCCUGGAGGACAGGGACCACCAGGAUCCUCAGGCCCUCCUGGAGUGAAAGGAGAGAAGGGCUUUCCCGGAUUUCCAGGCCUGGACAUGCCAGGUCCCAAAGGAGAUAAAGGGUCCCAAGGGCUGCCUGGCCUGACGGGACAGUCGGGGCUCCCUGGUCUCCCUGGACAGCAGGGCACACCUGGGGUUCCUGGGUUUCCAGGUCCCAAGGGAGAGAUGGGCGUCAUGGGGACCCCGGGGCAGCCUGGCUCACCGGGACCAGCGGGCCUGCCGGGAUUACCAGGAGAGAAAGGGGACCAUGGCUUCCCGGGCUCCUCGGGGCCCAGGGGAGACCCUGGCUUCAAGGGGGACAAAGGAGAUGUGGGUCUCCCCGGCAAGCCUGGCUCCAUGGAUAAGGUGGACAUGGGCAGCAUGAAGGGUCAGAAGGGAGACCAAGGAGAGAAAGGACAGACUGGACCAACUGGUGAUAAAGGAUCCCGGGGAGACCCUGGAACCCCGGGAGUACCUGGAAAGGACGGGCAGGCGGGGCAUCCUGGGCAGCCAGGACCUAAAGGUGACCCAGGCAUAGGUGGAACCCCAGGUGCUCCGGGACUCCCUGGACCCAAAGGAUCGGUUGGUGGCAUGGGCCUGCCAGGAACACCGGGAGAAAAAGGUGUGCCUGGAAUCCCCGGCCCGCAGGGCGUCCCUGGCUUACCCGGGGAGAAAGGAGCCAAAGGAGAGAAAGGGCAGGUGGGCCUACCUGGCAUUGGAAUUCCGGGCCGUCCUGGGGACAAGGGAGAUCAAGGGGUCGCAGGCUUUCCGGGGAGUCCUGGAGAGAAAGGAGAAAAAGGCAGUGCUGGUAUCCCAGGGGUCCCUGGCUCCCCAGGCCCCAAAGGCUCGCCAGGGAGUGUCGGCUAUCCAGGAAGCCCCGGAUUGCCUGGAGAAAAAGGUGACAAAGGUCUCCCGGGAUCGGAUGGCAUUCCUGGCAUCAAAGGAGAAGCAGGUCUUCCUGGGAGUCCUGGCCCCACGGGCCCAGCUGGCCAGAAAGGGGAGCCCGGCAGUGACGGAAUCCCGGGGUCGGCGGGAGAGAAGGGUGAAGCAGGUCUGCCCGGGAGAGGAUUCCCAGGGUUUCCAGGAGCCAAAGGAGAGAAAGGUUCAAAGGGCGACGUGGGUUUCCCAGGACAAGCCGGGAGUCCAGGCAUCCCCGGAUCCAAAGGAGAGCAAGGAUUCAUGGGUCCCCCGGGGCCACAAGGACAGCCGGGCUUACCUGGAGCUCCGGGCCACGCUGUGGAGGGGCCCAAAGGAGACCGGGGCCCACAGGGUCAACCUGGCCUGCCAGGGCUUCCAGGACCUGUGGGGCCUCCGGGGCUCCCUGGGCUUGAUGGACUCAAAGGUGACAAAGGAAACCCGGGCUGGCCGGGGACUCCCGGAGCUCCAGGGCCCAAGGGAGAGCCAGGAUUCCAAGGCCUGCCUGGGAUUGGUGGCUCGCCAGGGAUCACAGGUUCUAAGGGUGACAUGGGGCCUCCAGGAGUGCCAGGAUUUCAAGGUCAGAAAGGCCUCCCUGGCCUGCAGGGAGCGAAGGGGGAUCAAGGUGACCAGGGCUUCCCCGGAAGUAAAGGCCUUCCCGGCCCCCCGGGUCCCCCGGGACCCUACGAUGUCAUCAAAGGGGAGCCAGGGCUUCCUGGUCCUGAGGGUCCCGCAGGUCUGAAGGGGCUCCCGGGGCCUCCAGGCCCCAAAGGACAGCAAGGUGUGACAGGAUCCGUGGGCUUACCUGGACCGCCCGGUGUUCCUGGUUUUGACGGCGCCCCUGGCCAGAAAGGAGAGACAGGACCCUUCGGCCCUCCUGGUCCGCGAGGGUUUCCGGGCCCGCCAGGCCCUGAUGGGUUGCCAGGAUCCAUGGGUCCCCCAGGCACCCCGUCUGUUGAUCACGGCUUCCUUGUGACCAGGCACAGUCAGACAACGGAUGACCCACAGUGUCCUCCUGGGACCAAAAUUCUUUACCACGGGUACUCCUUGCUCUAUGUGCAAGGCAACGAAAGGGCCCACGGCCAGGACUUGGGCACGGCUGGAAGCUGCCUGCGCAAGUUCAGUACGAUGCCCUUCCUUUUCUGCAACAUCAACAAUGUGUGUAACUUCGCCUCCCGAAAUGACUACUCCUACUGGUUGUCCACGCCUGAGCCCAUGCCCAUGUCCAUGGCGCCCAUCGCCGGGGACAAUAUCAGACCGUUUAUUAGCAGGUGCGCAGUGUGUGAGGCGCCCGCCAUGGUGAUGGCCGUGCACAGCCAGACCAUUCAGAUCCCGCAGUGCCCCAGCGGCUGGUCCUCCCUCUGGAUUGGCUAUUCCUUCGUGAUGCACACCAGUGCUGGUGCUGAAGGUUCGGGCCAAGCCCUCGCGUCCCCCGGGUCUUGUCUGGAAGAGUUUAGGAGCGCGCCAUUCAUCGAGUGCCACGGCCGUGGGACCUGCAACUACUACGCGAACGCUUACAGCUUUUGGCUUGCCACCAUCGAGAGAAGCGAGAUGUUCAAGAAGCCCACGCCAUCCACCUUGAAGGCCGGGGAGCUGCGCACACACGUCAGUCGCUGCCAAGUCUGUAUGAGAAGAACGUAAUGAAGCCUGGCCCUCCGCUAACGUACAACAUGGUGCUACUCCCCCCUCUUCCCCUUCUUUUUUUUAACAGCAACGAACCCUAGAAAUAUAUCCUGUGUACCUCACUGUCCAGUAUGAAAACCGUAAAGUGCCUUAUAGGAAUUUGCGUAACUAACACACCCUGCUUCGGUGGCCUCUACUUGCUGAAGGAGAAACCAAGACCAUGAUAAGCUGUCAUAGUGACAUACCAAGGGCACUUGUGAUGAAAUAAAAGUCUAAGUCUGUCCUACAAUCCAGUGCACUGAUGUGUAACUUGAGAACUCCAUCAGAAAACCAAAGGGUGCUAGGAGGUGUGCGGGGCCUUCCGUUCUGUUGGAACGCCCGUUUCCACUCUUGUAUUAUAGCAGAUGCCUUGUCAGCCCCGGAUGGGAUGUCUGUUUGUGUCACUGUCGAGCUGGGUCUGUACAAACAGCCGUCACGUAACCACGGUGUUUCGGAGCUGCACGUGGAAUGCGGGCUCAGCAGCCGGAUCUUCCAACCCCAAAUAUAAAUUUAGGUCUUUCUGCUCUGUGUGGUACUAUGCAGCUGCUUUUGCAGAAAUCACGAAUUUCCUGUGGAAUAAAGAUGGUCCAAAAGUAGGCAGAAAUUAAAUAUAUAUAUAUUUUAGUAAUUUAUAUAGAUGUCAGCAAUUAGGCAGGUCAAGUUUUCGUUUCAUUUCCACUGUUAAAAUAAAGCUUACAUAGUUUCUUCCUCGAAAAGACUGUGUUGUCCUUUCACAUAGAUUUUUGAACACUCGGGUGUUGGAUGGAAACAUCCGUUCUCACUGUUCACCUCCAAACCAAAACUCGUGUAUCAGCCAAAGCCAAACCCAGGUUCAUGAGCGCGGUGUCUAUUACAGUGAAGCAUGUACUUUGGGCUUUAUUGUUUUUUUUUCUGUAUUAAAUAUCUUCAGGGUUUUAAACACUAAUCACAACUGAAUGACUUGACUUCAAAACCAGCAACCGUAAAAGGCCUUCGUUUCAUUCGUAUUCCUCAUUCUGCAGCCUGGUGUGGAAAACAGCUCUGUAGGAUCUUAGUGUCAGUAACCCACGUGGAAGCGCUUCGCGUGGCUUCCUCGUUCUCGGGAGCACUGUGUGCACGUCAGCAGGGAACGGGUGGAUUUCAGGAGAGCAGAACUGACCACUAUGCCUGAAAUGACAUUUCACCCAAAGUCUCCAAAACGUUUAAGACUACUAAGGCCUUUUAUGUAAUUUCUCUCAAUGUGUAUUUCUUAAAAAUUCGAAUUUGUAAUAAAACUAUUUGUAUAAAAAUUAAGCUUUUAUUAAUUUGUUGCUAGUAUUGCCACAGAAACAUUAAAAGUUACUGCACGAGCCACUAAUAAAUUUGUAAGCUUUGCCUA
Molecule: messenger RNA, 4040 nt
Organism: Leptonychotes weddellii (Weddell seal)
Lineage: Eukaryota; Metazoa; Chordata; Mammalia; Carnivora; Phocidae
Source: RefSeq, a predicted model, not a curated record